Molecule: messenger RNA, 190 nt
Organism: Acanthoscelides obtectus
Lineage: Eukaryota; Metazoa; Arthropoda; Insecta; Coleoptera; Chrysomelidae
Source: the annotation of a GenBank genome assembly
AGAAAUAGCCGACGUUGGCCUCUGGUAUCAACGCACUUUGUCUAUUUGCUAUGAACAAUAAUUUUGAAAAACCAAACAGAGAACAUUUCCUGCAAGAGUUAGCUGCAGAGUUAGUACGGCCACAAAUAAUGAAAAGAAUUGAACAUUGAGGAAACUACUCUAGCAACAGACAAGGCUACUACAAAGAAAC